Saccharomyces cerevisiae S288C is the source of this 2175-nucleotide messenger RNA. RefSeq names its product putative serine/threonine protein kinase KKQ8 (gene KKQ8). NCBI's taxonomy places the organism in Eukaryota, Fungi, Ascomycota, Saccharomycetes, Saccharomycetales, Saccharomycetaceae. The record is from RefSeq and is marked reviewed. The transcript has a single exon. Gene Ontology annotation, cellular component: cytoplasm. Gene Ontology annotation, molecular function: protein serine kinase activity; protein kinase activity; ATP binding. Bases 1 to 2175 code for a protein of 724 amino acids.
AUGGUAAUGCAGGAGGAGAAGAAGCGGCAACAACCUGUGACAAGAAGAGUAAGGUCAUUUUCUGAGUCCUUUAAAAACCUUUUCAGGCCGCCUCGUUCAAGAGAUUCAAGUCCUAUUAAUGUCACCCGAAUUCCUUAUCGAUCGUCUUCUACCUCACCCAAGAGAAGCUCUGAGCCACCAAGACGAUCAACCGUAUCCGCACAAAUUUUAGAUCCAAAAAAUUCUCCAAUACGCCAGCGUAGUUAUACAUUGAAGUGUUGCACCCCGGGCCUGUCACAUCCAUUUAGACAGACAGGAAGUGGUGCUAGUAAUAGUCCUACCAGACAUCGCUCUAUAUCUGGGGAAGAACAGGAAAUUGUUAACAGUUUACCAGAAUACAAAAGAUCUGCUUCUCAUACUUUUCAUGGCAUACGGCGUCCACGUUCAAGAAGUUCAUCUGUUUCGUCAUGUGACAGUUCAAAUGGAACGACAAGUUCAUCAGACAGUCAAUGGGCUAUGGAUUCUUUACUAGAUGAUUCAGACAAUGACCUCACACCUUAUCGUGGCUCGAACAAAGAUAUACUGAAAAGUAAAGACCGGGCGCCGUAUAAUUACAUAGAUGACUACAAUAAGAAGGCUUUACGCAGAGCAACAUCAUAUCCAAAUCCUCUCCCCUCCAAGCAAUUCUAUAAUGAAAGGUUAUACACCAGGAGGUCACAUCCAGAUGAAGAAAGUUUGGAGAGCUUGCCUCGAUUUGCAGGAGCAGAUGUGCAAUGUAUAAUUGAGCAAAAUGGCUUCAAAGUUUACGAAGACGGAAGUCAUGAACAUAAUAUAAAGUUAUCAGGGGUAAUUGCGAAAUUAGAGAAAGGUAACUCCUUACCGGCACAUCGACAGGGAUCAUUAUCUAGACCAAGAUUAGGUAUUACUCUUUCUGGUCUAUUCAAACAUCAUAAAAAUGAAUGCGAUAUUGAAAACGCUUUAUCUCUUCUGCCAAACGUAGAAAAAUCUCAGACAAACCAUGAGAAAAGAACCGGUCAAAGUCCUAACGAUAGCAACCGCAGCUCGCCCACGCAAGGAAGGGAAGAUUAUCUAAAAAUAGUGAAUCCCGACGCAUCAUUGGGCAGUGAUGAGUUGAAGUUGAUUAAUUCAUUAUCAAGCAGAAUUCAUAAAAGUUUACAAAAUUAUUUGCAAGAAAAAAAUCUAAAACCGGCUGAGUGUAUCGGCGAGCAAGCACCUACUUUUCAAGAUAAUUAUGGCCAUCCUGUUGGUCUCGUUGGCGCUGGAGCUUACGGUGAAGUUAAGCUGUGUGCCAGACUACGGAAUGAAAAGGACUCCCCCCCAUUUGAAACAUAUCAUGAUAGCAAAUACAUAUACUAUGCUGUGAAAGAAUUGAAACCCAAACCAGACAGUGAUUUAGAGAAGUUCUGUACAAAGAUCACCUCUGAGUUUAUUAUUGGGCAUUCCUUGAGCCACUACCACAAAAAUGGUAAAAAACCAGCCCCCAAUAUUCUAAACGUAUUUGAUAUUCUAGAAGACAGUUCUUCGUUUAUUGAAGUAAUGGAAUUUUGCCCUGCUGGUGACCUUUAUGGUAUGCUGGUCGGUAAGUCGAAAUUAAAGGGCCGAUUACAUCCGUUAGAAGCCGAUUGUUUCAUGAAGCAACUGCUUCAUGGUGUUAAGUUCAUGCAUGAUCAUGGUAUCGCUCAUUGUGAUUUAAAACCUGAAAAUAUUCUCUUUUAUCCGCAUGGUCUAUUGAAAAUAUGUGACUUCGGUACAAGUUCUGUAUUUCAAACCGCUUGGGAAAGGAGGGUUCAUGCUCAAAAGGGUAUAAUUGGAUCAGAGCCUUACGUAGCUCCAGAAGAGUUUGUUGAUGGGGAGUAUUACGAUCCAAGACUGAUUGACUGUUGGAGUUGUGGCGUUGUUUAUAUAACAAUGAUAUUGGGGCAUUAUCUUUGGAAAGUAGCUUCGAGAGAAAAAGAUAUGUCUUAUGAUGAAUUUUACAAGGAAAUGCAGCGUAAAAACCAGUUUAGGGUAUUCGAAGAAUUAAAGCACGUAAACUCAGAGUUGGCCACAAAUAGAAAAAUCGCAUUAUAUCGCAUCUUUCAAUGGGAACCAAGAAAAAGGAUUUCUGUUGGCAAACUUUUAGAUAUGCAGUGGAUGAAAAGUACGAAUUGCUGCCUAAUAUAUGAUUCCACAUAA